UAAGCUCUAUUAGUAAGCAUGUCCAAAAUAUUUACACCCACGAAUCAAAUACGCCUCACAAAUGUGGCAAUUGUGCGGCUGAAAAAAGCGGGCAAGCGCUUCGAAAUAGCCUGCUACAAGAACAAAGUGUUAUCCUGGCGCAACAACAGCGAGAAAGACAUCGAUGAGGUGCUCCAAACACACACGAUCUUUACAAAUGUGUCCAAGGGCCAGGCGGCUAAGAAGGAUGAACUGCAAAAGGCAUUCGGUUCCAAGGACGACACGGAAAUCUGUAAAGAAAUCCUGAGCAAAGGAGAACUCCAAGUGUCAGAGAAGGAGCGACAAAGUGUUCUCGACUCACAACUCAACAGUAUCGUGAAUAGCGUGGCAGCUUUGUGUGUGAAUCCCGAAACACGACGCCCAUAUCCUGCUACAAUCAUCGAAAAAUCCCUUAAGGAUGCGCAUUUUUCCGUCAAGAUGAACAAGAAUACCAAACAGAACACACUGGAGGCCAUCAAAAUGCUGCGCGAGCAUUUGCCUAUUGAGCGCUCAAGAAUGAAGCUACGCGUGAGUUUUGCGGGCAAAGAAGGCGGCGGAAAGCUAAAAGAGAAUGUUAUCAAGUUGGCCAAUAAAGUGGAGCACGAAGAAUGGGAGGAUGCAACGCUGCAUCUGACAUUGCUCAUCGAUCCAGGACAGUAUCGUGUUAUCGACGAACUCGUGCGCAACGAGACCAAGGGCAAAGGAUUACUGGAGCUGCUGGAACUCAAAGAAGUGGUGGAGAGCGAUGAACUUUUCUAACAUGUGAUUACAUUUAAUAGUAUAUAUAUAUAUAUAUAUGUUAUAUAUAAAAACCGGAUAUUUGUUAUUUAACACGAAUGCAUAAAUAUUAAAAAUUGUUGAUUGAGCCCCAGGAA
Messenger RNA from Drosophila nasuta, 893 nucleotides. It is a transcript of the gene Sbds, whose product is annotated as SBDS ribosome maturation factor. Gene Ontology annotation, biological process: ribosome biogenesis; cytosolic ribosome assembly. Lineage: Eukaryota; Metazoa; Arthropoda; Insecta; Diptera; Drosophilidae. The transcript has 2 exons. The record is from RefSeq and is a predicted model, not a curated record. The coding region runs from base 19 to 777 and encodes 252 amino acids.